This is a messenger RNA of Anthonomus grandis grandis, 2401 nucleotides long. RefSeq names its product insulin-like growth factor-binding protein complex acid labile subunit. The record is from RefSeq and is a predicted model, not a curated record. The coding region runs from base 75 to 2234 and encodes 719 amino acids. Gene Ontology annotation, molecular function: protein binding. The transcript is spliced from 3 exons. NCBI's taxonomy places the organism in Eukaryota, Metazoa, Arthropoda, Insecta, Coleoptera, Curculionidae.
UAAAAGCAUAGUUGGCACUCGCAAUAAUUUCAUUAACCGAUUUUGUUACAUAUAAAAUUAUUAGUAGUUAAAAAAUGGCCUGGUUUUAUAAUGUGUUAAUGUUUGUUAUAGCAAUUUAUUGUGCCAGUUGCAAUGGUUGGGAAAAAGAUAGUACUUGCCCCCUAGUAUGCACCUGCCAACUUCAACAUUUAACAGAAACGUCCAUAUACAGAUUUAUGCAAAAGGACAAAACACACUCAAUUUAUGUUGAACCUGGACCCUUUGAAAACAAUGAGGUUUUAUAUGAUGAAACUCUUGACUCAAUAGACCUAUUGGAUCCAAAUAAGAAUAUAGCAGUUCGAUCUGCAACGUGUAUUCUUCAAACAGAAACAGAUCCUUUGGAACUAAUAGAUUCUCUGUCCCCGAAUACCGAGAGUCUCACCCUGAUCCAGGCCUACCAGUCAGGAAAUAAAACUAUUCGGUUUAGUUGGUUAAGUAGAUUUGAAAAGCUUAUUAGUCUGGAGUUAAUUGGUCCCACAAUUUUCCACAAGGAUGCAGUGACUCAUCUCUUAUGUCACAUUGACUACGCACUCGAAAAUCUAAACUAUUUGAAUCUUGAAAGGGUUUUAGUUCAAAAUUCUAAAGAGCAAAUACAGUCUUUUUUGGACGUAAUCAAGGAAAACGAAAAUGUUACCUUUGAAUAUGUUCAAAAAACGAAUAGUAUCCACCCACUGACUAUUGUAAAGAAAAACGCACCAGAAGCUGAGGAAGAUAUUGUACCUUAUAAUGUUUUUAAGGAGGAACGGAAAUCUAAAGGAGAAAUUCCCUUGUUUAUUGGCUUUAGAAAAUUAAAUCUUUUACGAAUUACCAAUUGUGAACUAAGCACCAUUCAUUGGGAAAUGUUUGAUGGGCUCAAUAAGUUGGAAUACCUUAUUCUAGAAAAAAAUAAUCUCACCUAUAUACCAGCAUUUGCAUUUUAUGGCACACCCAAUUUAAAAACUCUAUCCUUAGCUCACAAUAAACUCUUGGACAUAGAGAUAACUGAUUUAGCAGGUUUAUUACAGUUAGAGUACCUUGAUUUAACAUAUAACAAUUUUACACAACUGUCUGAACUUUCAUUCCCACCUUUUCCUAAGUUAAAACUCGCAAACUUUGCCAAUAACCCAAUUAAUAUCAUAUUCCCAAAUACUUUUGCUGUAAUGAAUACUACUGAUUCACUAAUUAUAGGCAGUCAAGAUAUUGGCCUAGUUUUGCUUCCAAAUUCAUUUAUUGGUCUUCAAAUGCUUAGAAGUUUAACAGUUAACAAUAUUCAAGUACCUUUACUGAAAAGAGAUUUAUUUGUUGGAAUGCCUCAGUUGAAACAAAUGACUCUGACUGGUAAUAUUAAACAAAUUGAGUUUGACACUUUUCAAGAGGUACAUAAUCUCGAUACACUUAUUUUAAGUAACUGUCAUAUUCAAAAUAUAUCAAUGGAUGGAUUUCUGGGGCUGAGAAGCCUUAAAUAUCUUGACUUAUCUAAAAACGAACUUGAAUACAUACCUUCUGGAAUUUUUGAUGACUUACUAAACAUAAAAGAACUAUAUUUAAAUGAAAAUAAAUUUAAAACUCUUCCACGGGAUAUAUUUUCAAAAAUACACCCAAAAAUGUUAAGACUUAAUGAAAACCCUUGGCACUGCACUUGUCAAAUGAGUGAAUGGAAGCCUAUCAUUGCAAGUCGGAUAAAACAGAAAUAUGUUAAAGGCUGUGAUUUUUCUCAAGACAAAGGUUUAGGUUGUUUGGAGAACCGAGUAGAUUUUAAAUAUGUAUAUGACAUGAAAAUUUCACCAAAAUGUGCUGAACCCGAACAGUAUAAAAAUUGGAGUGUGUUUCAUGCUAUGAGGAAAAUUUUGAAAUGUCCUGACUAUAAACCCAAACUGAAAAAGCACAGCAGUAGCAUAAGAAAUAGCACAAUUUCUCCAGAUAUAGAUAAAAAUACAAAUAGCCUUGAAGUUUCAACUUUAGCAGCAAUCAUUAAACCAAAAUAUAAUAAAAAAAUCAGAGCCAAACUAAGGAAAAUGAAAUAUUUAAAGUACAAGCUUAAAACGCACUCCGUUCCAACCAGCAAAUUUAAAACUGAAGAAGAGGAUCCUGGAAGUAGUGACGCCAAUGACGUUAGCAAUGAUUUAAGCAGUUUUAUGGUCCAGUCAGAAGAAAACAAUCAACUUGACAACCAAAUAAUAGGAUUGCCAAAAAUGGCAAACUACAAAAAACUAUAGGCUUAAACAAAACAUUAAUUUCAAGAUCAAUCAAAUUUAAACAAAAAAAUAGUCAACACUUUCCCUUAAGUCUUAUCUGUCCUUUUAAAACUAUCUUAGAGAAAUAAGGAUUUUAAGAGUGUAUUAGGAAUUAAGUUGUUUCGAUAAAUAAUCAAAUUGGCAUCAUU